Lactuca saligna is the source of this 870-nucleotide messenger RNA. NCBI's taxonomy places the organism in Eukaryota, Viridiplantae, Streptophyta, Magnoliopsida, Asterales, Asteraceae. The record is from the annotation of a GenBank genome assembly.
AUGCAAAUGUUGGAUAUUGAUUAUGAUUUGAUAUUUGGAAUUUCAGAUCAUGCUGGAAAUGCUGAAGAAAACUCUCCUAAUAAUCAUAUCCUUGAACUUUCAAAGCUUACUGAUGAUUCAACAUCAUCUCCUCAAGAGAUAGGCGAACGUAUGAAAAAUGAUCCAAUGGAGGGGGAACAUUUGGAUUCGAAAACUCUGAUGGAGGGGGAGCAUGCUUUUGAGGGGGAGAAUGAGAGAGAUAAUGAUGAUGUUGAGGGGGAGAGAUUAAUUGCUAAUGUUGAGGAAGAGCUAUUACAAAAUAAUGAAAAUUAUCAUGAUGUUAGUGAUGUUUGUUCAAUUGCAUGUUCAGAUAAUGAUGAAUUGUACGAAGACGCCCCUUUGGACUUUGAUCCAGCUUAUCCACCGAUGGACAAAUGGACAAAAGAUCAUCCGAAGAAACAAAUAAUUGAUUUUCAUGAAGAUACAAAGAGGAUAAUGCUUAAAGUUCUAGGGCGAGAAUCUACAUCCAUAAAGAGUCCGAAGAAAUUACCAGUUAUCGAAGUCGUGCCAAUACAACCAGAAAUUGUUGUUGUUGAUACCCCUUCGACUCAAAAGGAAAUCAUUCCUUCGAAGACUGGGGUUUUUCGAAGAAUCAAGAUGAAGUCAAAGCAUAAGAGUCGCUUACCUUUAGGAGUUAUUCUUCGUGACAUUUUUGCUCCUGCUUCACCGUCUUCUAAGAAGAAAAGGGCACCAAAUGGCCAAACACAUAUCGAUAAGAAGAAGGGUAGGGUGAUUAUUUCGUCGGAGUCUACUGCUGAUGAAAAUGAAACAAUUCUAGAGACACCGGAAGCUGAUCAUCAGAAAGAUUCGUCUCAUAUUGUGACAACCUGA